This is a messenger RNA of Phanerochaete carnosa HHB-10118-sp, 342 nucleotides long. RefSeq lists its product as uncharacterized. NCBI's taxonomy places the organism in Eukaryota, Fungi, Basidiomycota, Agaricomycetes, Polyporales, Phanerochaetaceae. The transcript has 2 exons. The record is from RefSeq and is a predicted model, not a curated record. Bases 1 to 342 code for a protein of 113 amino acids.
AUGAAUGGCCAGUGGAAGGCAGAGGUGUAUGGAAACUUUGUCGUGAGCUGCGUGGGUGUCAUCCCGGAGCAAGAAACACAUCUGGUGCUCAAGCAUAGCUUGGAUGACUAUUUCACAGGCAACAACCUCGCGAACGGUCCACAAACAGUGACAGAAGUCGCUGUAGGUGUGCACCAUGCGCGGAGGCAUUUCCCCUUUUUCUGUGCCAUCGAGAUCCUGAGCAUGGCGCAGGGGCAUGUGCUCGAAGAACAAGUUAUGGAUGUUUUCUGGCCUGAAGCCAUUCACAAACCUCGAAGACUCAAAGUUGAAGAUGAGCAAUUGCAGAUGCUGCGCAGCAGCUAG